AAGAGAACCCGAGAAAGUGCAUCCAAGGUACGCACUGGAUGUAGCACUUGCAAAGCGCGGCGGGUGAAAUGCGAUGAAGCAAAACCUAUAUGCCGACGUUGCGCCAUGGGAAACCGAUCAUGUGUUUACAAUACCGUGCGUGCUACGCAAUCUCGAAACGUCAUUACGAUAUAUCUACCUCCUGCGCAAACCCAACCGGUGUUUCUUUCCAAUUAUCGCGGCCUCGACUUCUUCCACCAUAAUCUUGCUGCAGAGCUAGAUGGAAAAUUCGAUACAAAGUUCUGGGGCAAGCUGGUAUUGCAACUGUCACACUCUGAGCCAGCAAUUCAACAUGCCGUAUCAGCCAUCAGCAUCAUUUAUCAAGACGUCGAAUCAUCUCUACGGCAUCCGACAGGUUAUGUUAAUGCCAACCUAAGUGCACAUCAGGAGUGGAAUACAGCAGUGAGGAGCCUGUCAGUUCGAAUUCAAGAACACCCUAACUCACAUUUGGUGCCACUGGUCUGCUGCCUUCUAUUUACAUGUAUCGAGCUCCUCAGAGGGAAUAUCCAGUCUACUUUGUUUCAUGUUGAGAAUGGAUUCAAUAUCUUAGCUGCGCUCCGCCAUAAAAACGAUGAAAUCUCGCAUCCGAGGCCCAAUAUCGCACCAAACGAGCGUAAAGCCAUCGAAGAUCAUAUCGUCCCGGUGUUUUUACGUCUAAACGUGCUGUGCUCUCUCACUGGGAGACUAACUCCGCAAAUGUACUCCUCUACAGCUACACAAGAUUCCCCUCAGAAAGACCUUACAGAUUCCAGGCGGCGGCUCUAUGAAGUCUCAGAUACUUGCCUCCGAUUCAUCGGCAAAGCCACUCUUAAGGCAGAUGCGUUCCAAAUUGACUUUGAUGACCUUGUUGAACAAGUUAAACUUCAAACAAGGCUAGACGCAUGGCGCAUCCAGCUAGAUGAACUUCUUCAACGUAUGCAGGCGGCUAGCAGCCCAGCAAACCAAGAUGCGCUCAAUAUACUUUUGGUCCAUUUCAAAGUUAUUUACAUCUGGAUACGAGUAUGCACUACCGCUGGUGAAACCGCUCCAGACUCUUACCACGGCGACUUUGAAGAGCUGUUGCAUUACGCGGAACAAAUUGCCAAGCCAGACACAGGAUUAGUACCACCACCGCUAUCUUUCGAUGUACAAAUCUUAGGACCUUUGUACUACACUGCACUGAAAUGCCGUCAUCCUACCAUACGAAGACGCGCGCUGGAAAUGCUGCAAUCGGCACCUCGGCGGGAAGGGCUCUGGAAUGGCCAUUACGCCUACGUAACCGCCAAACGAGUCAUUGAGCUGGAAGAA
This is a messenger RNA of Trichoderma atroviride IMI 206040, 1326 nucleotides long. RefSeq lists its product as uncharacterized. Gene Ontology annotation, biological process: regulation of DNA-templated transcription. Gene Ontology annotation, molecular function: zinc ion binding; DNA-binding transcription factor activity, RNA polymerase II-specific. Lineage: Eukaryota; Fungi; Ascomycota; Sordariomycetes; Hypocreales; Hypocreaceae. The record is from RefSeq and is a predicted model, not a curated record.